CGAUUUUUGGUAGGACUUAUAUUCUUUCAGCUCCCUGCGUUGGAAAUAAGAAGCUUGUAAGGCUUUGCCACAAAGUCAACAUGUCCAACUUCCAAAAAGAUUGCGUCGAUGUGCACAACGAGCUCCGCGCCAAGCACCAGGCCCCUAAGGUGACGUGGUCUGCUCAGCUGGCCGCGGAUGCGCAGGUCUGGGCUAACCAUAUCGCCAAGAAUGGUAGGCUAGAGCACUCGAGCGCAGACUCACGGCCAGGCCAGGGCGAAAACCUAUACAUGUGCUCUCCCAGUGAGAUCAACGCGGGGGACAUCGUGGACGAGUGGUAUUCAGAAAUCAGCAAGUACAAGUUUGACAAGCCUGGCUGGCAGAGUGGGACUGGGCACUUCACCCAAGUCGUGUGGAAGGGCACUAAGGAAGUCGCCAUGGCGAGUGCCGAAGGGGCUGAUGGGAGUGUCUUUGUGGUUGGGCGCUAUAAGCCUGCUGGGAAUGUUCUAUCGCAGUUUGCCGAGAACGUGCUCCCCAAGAAGUAAAGUCUAGUUCUCGUGGCGUCAUUAAAGUUCAUGUUAAGAAGAAAUUUAAUACUGGUACUACUAGUGUUUUGAACUGUUAAGAAUAUAAUAAUAAUGAAUUUGAACAGUUAAGAGUACAAUGCACUGAAUUAAAAAAUAUUUAAAAAACA
Messenger RNA from Nematostella vectensis (starlet sea anemone), 673 nucleotides. Its product is annotated as Golgi-associated plant pathogenesis-related protein 1. Gene Ontology annotation, cellular component: extracellular region. NCBI's taxonomy places the organism in Eukaryota, Metazoa, Cnidaria, Anthozoa, Actiniaria, Edwardsiidae. The transcript is spliced from 2 exons. The coding region runs from base 81 to 524 and encodes 147 amino acids. The record is from RefSeq and is a predicted model, not a curated record.